CAAAGCCAUUCAACUCCGAUAUAGUGAGUUCUCUGAGACUUCUCCAGUGCUGUGCAUAUCAGCAGGACAGGACACCACCACACUUCUUUUUGCAAGGACUAAACUAGAGUGAACACUCUCCCAACCACUUCAUUUUUACAAAGACUGGACAAGAUAUUCUGUUUUUAGACAGUAAACCUUAUUUUACCAACUGGACAAAACAGGAGGAAUGGUUUUACAAAGCCGAGAGCUUGCUUUUCUGGAAUUGACAGGAGAAGUGGUUUAUGAGGACUGGAGCAAAGACCUGGUUUGUGAGGACCAAGUAAAGAUAGUAAAGUGCUUUACCCCAUAGGAGUAAUACAAGGGCAUUGCCUGGUCUCAAAUCUCUACUUUCCAACAUCCAACUUUUUGAAGCUAGCAGCACCUCUCUCAGAGAAGGAUUGUACUUUUCUCAAACUUGUUAUUUCUGUCUCCCACACAAGUGCUUUGUUGGUGUCGGUGAAACCCCAUCAACACCUUGUGAAUCGGGAGAGAUAAGGUGAGGAGAGCUGUCCGGUGUGCUGCUUCUCUUUUGUCACCCUCGCCGCGGGUGCUGCUGUCCUCUACUCACCUUUCUCCAAGGAUUGUGUGCACGUUUGUGAGUCGGCGUUCUGUGGCACAGGAUGCCCUCGUUAGCCGCGUUGGCCGGGGUGCUGGCGUUGCUUCUGGCCAGGCUUCAGACAGGAUGUGGCUCCCCUACUUUGGCUGGACCUCUGGCAGCGGUGGAUGUGGCCAUGCCAGAGCAGGGGCUGGUGGAGGAGACCCAGGUGACCCACUGUCCGUCCUGUGUGCUGGCCCAGAUGAGGAGGGGUUAUGACCCGGUCCCUCCUGGAUUUGAAUCAGCAUCUGAAUCUGUGUCUUUGGCUUUGGCUCAGACUUCGGGCCAGACGGACAUGGUGGAAGCGGUGAAGCGGCACAUCCUCAACAUGCUCCACCUGAGUGCACGGCCCAACAUCACGCACCCGGUGCCGCGCGCUGCCCUGCUCAACGCCAUCAAGAAAUUACACGUUGGCCGUGUGGGUGAGGACGGCAGGGUGGAAAUCCAGGAGGAGGGACCGGGGGGCGCUGGCGGUGAGUGGGCGGCGCUGCCCGAGCCGCCCUCCGAGAUCAUCACCUUUGCCGAGCCAGGCAACUCUCCAUCUGCCAUGACCUUUGACAUUUCCAAGGAGGGCAGCGAGCUCUCGGUGGUGGAGCAGGCCAACGUGUGGCUCUUCCUGAAGCUGGUCAAGGGGAAAGGGCGAGCCAAGGGAAAAGUGAACAUCCAGCUUCUGCAGCGCCGCCGGCAGAAGCCGAAAGCUCCAGGCUCUGCCUCCACCUCCACCGAGACCCAGGGCGAGGAGGAGGAGUUGGUGUCGGAGAAGAUGGUGGACACACGGCGCAGCGGCUGGCAUACUCUUCCCGUGCCACGCAGCAUCCAGUCCCUGCUGGAUGCCGGUGGCAGAGUCCUGGACCUGCGAGUCUCCUGCCCACUGUGCACCGAGGUGGGUGCCAAACCCGUCUUGGUCCCCACCGAGGACGAGCAACCGGGACAGGAGCGGGAACAGUCCCACCGGCCGUUCCUCAUGGUCGUACUGCGGCCUGGCGAGGAGGAACACGCUCACCGCCGUGCCAAACGAGGCCUGGAGUGCGACGACAAGAUGCACAUGUGCUGCAAGAGGCAGUUCUAUGUCAACUUCAAGGACAUCGGCUGGAACGACUGGAUCAUCGCGCCGCCGGGCUACCACGCCAACUACUGCGAGGGUGACUGCCCCAGCCAUGUAGCCAGCAUCACUGGUUCCUCGCUGUCCUUUCACUCCACUGUCAUCAACCACUACCGCAUGCGGGGCUACCCGCCCUUCCAGAACAUCAAGUCAUGCUGCGUGCCCACGCGACUACGUGCCAUGUCCAUGCUCUACUACAACGAGGAGCAGAAGAUCAUCAAGAAGGACAUCCAGAACAUGAUCGUGGACGAGUGCGGCUGCUCGUAAGAGACAGUACAGAGUAGUAAAGACUCAUCCAUAAUAAGAAGUCACCAUUGGUAUGAUGGACAUAAUAUAACUGGUAUGACGGACAAUACAUUUUUGGGGAGUUCAAUGACUGAUCUGUCUGUUUUGUCUUAUUAUCUGACAGGGUAUCGUUAAAUCGGAAUAGUCUCUGUGGCACUUUCAGAUAAAAAAAGAGAUACAUCAUAUAUUUUUGUUAAAUGGAGACUGAGAGUGGGACUACUUAUCACUGUUUAUGCGCAAUGUGAUUCCUGCUUCUCUGCACUGCAAUGAACAUGGAACAGUUCCCUGAAAAAAAAACUAUGCAACUGAUGAAGUAUUAUGCUGUGUUGUAUUUUUGUUAAUGUUUCUUUAUAUGUGUUUUGUUUCUUAAUUGUAUACAAAGUAGACUUUUUUAUACUUUUUUUCCCAAAUGUGUGUCUGUGUUCCAAAUGUUUGUAUUGUUAUUGUUGAGAGAUACUUGAAAGACAUAGGUUUGACCAGCUACUGGAGCCAAACACUAAUAUAAUUAUUAACAAGGUUUAUUAUUAUAAUUAUUAUUAUUGUCAUUCAUUUCUGAACUACUUUGUCUUUGUACAUAAAAAUAAUGAAUGUUGAAAUUUGCACUAUACCAACAUUCUUGCCAGCUUGAUCACAUUGACGGUAACUGGCAUUUGGGCCUGCAUAAAGAGAUACUGCAGGUAGCCUAGUGGUUAGAGCGUUGGGCCAGUAACUGAAAGGUUGCUGGAUCGAAUUUCUGAGCUGACAAGGUAAAAAUCUGUCGUUCUGCC
This is a messenger RNA of Salvelinus namaycush (lake trout), 2770 nucleotides long. Its product is annotated as inhibin beta A chain-like. Bases 642 to 1985 code for a protein of 447 amino acids. The transcript is spliced from 2 exons. Lineage: Eukaryota; Metazoa; Chordata; Actinopteri; Salmoniformes; Salmonidae. The record is from RefSeq and is a predicted model, not a curated record. Gene Ontology annotation, cellular component: extracellular region. Gene Ontology annotation, molecular function: cytokine activity; growth factor activity. Gene Ontology annotation, biological process: BMP signaling pathway; SMAD protein signal transduction.